GUCUGUUUACUUACUCAGUUGUCGUCUUCUCUCGCUGUGCAGUGUGGCUGUAUUGCUGUGGAGUCUUCCUGCAGAGAUUUCGAAGGUCGGAGCUGUGAAGUUCACGUCGGAACUGCAAAGAGAGCGCGGUCGCUCCUGGACCCGGAUGCGGCAGUCCGCGGAGGAGUGAUCCGGAGAUAGCUAAACAACUGCAAAGGUUUCGCAGUUUACUAGCUGUUCCGUUCGUCGAGGAUCGGCUGUGUGUGUCGGGAUGCCCAUCCUCAGCGGCCAGAAGAAGUCGGGCAGCGAGAGGAGUCCCAAGCACGUUCAGGGAGCCGGGCCCGGGGUCAAGAAGAACACUGCCACGCCCCCGCUCCCCGCUCCCCCGUCCCCAGCGGUAGGGGGCCCACGAGCGGCCCCGACUGGGGGUCGGAGGGUCGUCCCACCUCGACAAGAGCUGAUAUUUCACUGUCAGUUGGCUCACGGUAGCCCCACCAAGGAGAUAAAAGACUUCACCAAUGUCAAAGAACUCUAUGCUCGCAUUGCAGCUGCAUUCGGCAUCUCCCCAGACCAGAUCAUAUUCUGCACUCUCAACAGCCAUAAGAUCGACAUGACAAAGUUACUCGGAGGCCAGAUUGGUCUGGAGGACUUCAUAUUUGCCCACGUGAAGGGCACGGAGAAAGAGAUGACUAUAAACAAGACUGAACCGGCUCUCGGGCUGACCAUAACUGACAACGGAGCUGGUUACCCGUUUGUCAAGAGGGUACGAGAGGGGAGCGUCGUGGCACAAGAUGAGGCGGCCACUAGAGUGGGUGAUCUCAUCGUCAGUAUCAACGGUAGGAGCAUGGUGGGUUUGAGGCAUUUCGACGUGGCAAAGACGCUGAAGGAACUGCCGCUGUAUCAGGAGUUUAGUCUGAGGCUCGUCGAACCGCAGAGAACGUUCGGUAGGUUGCGUGUGUGUGUGUGUGUGUGUGUGUGUGUGAGUGUGUGAGUGUGCUUUCAAGCUUUCGCAAAAUUUGAGAGUCAUUUGUAAGCGUUUUCUCGACAUUUGUGCAGCGAUGGAAGAAAUGCAUGAGAAAGUAUCCUCUGUGAGAUUUGAAUGUUUCCUGUUGGGCAGUUUUGGUGUACACAUGUUUUUUGCCCACUAGGGCUGGCUUAAUUGGCCACUGCUCUCUCGUAAAACCACUGCCUCUUCAUCCAAAACCAUAGGGUGUGGUUCCACUAUAGUAUUGCUGUGUUGACAGGAGUAUCUUUGUUCUUUCAUCAAACAAACAUUGAAACUAUAAUAUUUCACACUAUAUUUUUGAAGUGUGUAUACCAACGAAGACCAAAGGAACCGCCUUUUGAAGAGUGGCUUUGUCCUAAGAGCUCUUUUUCCGCCCAUGUGUCUACAAAAAAUGCUAAAUCGUUGACACGCUCGUGUAGGGGAGGAUGUGAAAUUUGGGCAAGAAGGGGAUAGGUGCAGCGAGAUGGAAGAUGUUACCAUUCCAUACUCCAACUUUAAUCAAAGCAUUGAGGAUAGUUGGGUCAUCUCUUUUUCCGCUCAUGUGUCUACAAAAAAUGCUAAAUCGUUGACACGCUCAUGUAGGGGAGGACGCGAAAUUUGGGCAAGAAGGGAUAGGUGCAGCGAGAUAGAAGACAUUACCAUUCCAUACUCCAACUUUAGUCAAAGCAUUGAGGAUAGUUGGGUCGUCUCUUUUUCCGCUCAUGUGUCUACAAAAAAUGCUAAAUCGUUGACACGCUCAUGUAGGGGAGGACGCGAAAUUUGGGCAAGAAGGGGAUAGGUGCAGCGAGAUAGAAGACAUUACCAUUCCAUACUCCAACUUUAGUCAAAGCAUUGAGGAUAGUUGGGUUGUCUCUUUUUCCGCUCAUGUGCCUACAACAAAUGCAAAAUCAUUGACACCCUUAUAUAGGGGGACAGCAAACUUCGAUAUGUGGUAGUACAAUAUAGCAAAAUUUGGGCGAGAUAGAGAUAGGUGCAGCGAGACAAGAUGUUACCAUUCCAUACUCCAACUUUAAUCAAAGCAUUGAGGAUAGUUGGGUCAUCUCUUUUUCCACUCAUGUGCCUACAACAAAUGCAAAAUCGUUGACACGCUCAUGUAGGGGAGGACGCGAAAUUUGGGCGAGAUAGGGAUAGGUGCAGCGA
Messenger RNA from Geodia barretti, 2125 nucleotides. The record is from the annotation of a GenBank genome assembly. NCBI's taxonomy places the organism in Eukaryota, Metazoa, Porifera, Demospongiae, Tetractinellida, Geodiidae.